This is a messenger RNA of Herpailurus yagouaroundi (jaguarundi), 2212 nucleotides long. RefSeq names its product succinate receptor 1 (gene SUCNR1). The record is from RefSeq and is a predicted model, not a curated record. Gene Ontology annotation, molecular function: G protein-coupled receptor activity. Bases 532 to 1593 code for a protein of 353 amino acids. Gene Ontology annotation, biological process: G protein-coupled receptor signaling pathway. The transcript has 2 exons. NCBI's taxonomy places the organism in Eukaryota, Metazoa, Chordata, Mammalia, Carnivora, Felidae. Gene Ontology annotation, cellular component: plasma membrane.
UAAUACCUAGCCAUCUGAUGUGUGUGUGUGUGUGUGUGUGUGUGUGUAUGUUUAAUGUGUCUCUUGAUUUUAAUCACAGAAAAUAAAAUGGGAAAUCCCUGAAACUCUAGUGUCCCUUUUGCCGGAACACUGACAAAGCAUAUACCCAAAUUUGCUUUCAAAACUUCAGUUUUAUACCUCCCUCAAAAUUGUUGAUAAUAGCUGUUUAGUUAUAUGCCCAACAUAGAAUUCAUCAAAAAUUGUCAAUUUGAAAAAUAAAGAAAAAGCAUAAAAAAGCAGAAGCAAUUGUAUAUCCAAUAUAAACUAUACUAACUUUCAAUAUGCAAGUAAACGUGAAAAUGACCAAUGCUUCUCUGUUGUUUUGACAGUGAAUAAGAUGAUUUCAACAGUAGUCUUUUCAAAAUCUGUUUGUGACAUGAGUAAUUCGUUUUGUGUUUCAACUUCACAGGAAUUUCCCCUUGAACUGGACUUGGGAGUUCAACUGAAUAAAUUAUUUCUGGGCUUUUGAAUUAUUAAUCUUGUCUGCAUGGUAUGCAAAUUAGGCUUCACUAUGUCCAUCGGCACAGUCUUGGGUUAGAAGCUGUAUCAGGUUGCAGGCAAAGACUUUCCGUCAAGGGAUCAGGGCCUUCCAACAGAAUGGCAUGGAAUGAAACUUGCCAAAAUUGGCUGGCAGCAGAGAUUUCCCUGGAAAAGUACUACCUUUCCAUUUUUUAUGGGAUCGAGUUUGUUGUGGGAGUCCUGGCAAAUACAACUGUUGUGUUUGGCUACCUCUUCUGUCUGAAGAACUGGAAUAGCAGUAACAUUUAUCUCUUUAACCUCUCUAUCUCAGACUUGGCUUUUUUGUGCACCCUCCCCAUGCUGAUAAGAAGUUAUUCUCAAGGAAAGUGGACAUAUGGGGAUGUGCUCUGCAUAAGCAACCGAUAUGUGCUUCAUGCCAACCUCUACACGAGCAUCCUUUUUCUGACUUUUAUCAGCGUUGAUCGAUACCUGCUCAUGAAGCAUCCUUUCCGAGAACACUUUCUGCAAAAGAAAGAGUUCGCUGUUUUAAUCUCUUUGGGUAUUUGGGUUUUAGUAACCCUAGAGCUCCUGCCCAUACUUUCUCUUAUACAUCCAAAUAUAGCUGUCAAUGGCACCAACUGUAUUGAUUAUGCAAGCUCUGGGGACCCCAAAUACAACCUCGUUUAUAGCAUGUGUCUAACCUUCUUGGGAUUCCUCAUUCCUCUUUUGGUGAUGUGCUUCUUUUAUUUCAAGAUUGCUCUGUUCUUAAAGCAGAGGAGCAUACAGCUUGCUACUGCUUUGCCCCUUGAAAAGCCCCUCACGUUAGUCAUCAUGGCAGUUGUGAUCUUCUCCGUGCUUUUUACUCCCUACCACAUCAUGCGGAAUGUGAGGAUUGCUUCACGCCUGGGAAAGUGGAAGCAGUCCCGCUGUGCUCAGGCCACCAUCAACUCCUUAUACAUUGUGACUCGGCCUUUGGCCUUUCUGAACAGCACCGUCAACCCUGUCUUCUACUUCCUCAUGGGAGAUCACUUCAGGGAGAUGUUGAUGAGCAAGCUGAGGCACCAAUUCAAAUCCCUGACAUCCUUUAGAAGAUGAAGUCAUGGACUGAUGUUUCCAUUCAGGGAAAAGUGAGAUGCUUGUGUAACACACAGUUUUGCAUGUGCAGAUGUAGGCCAAUUAGAAUUUGAUUUAACUCAUAGACGUAAAUCAGAGAAGCAAAGACUUGACACUCUUUUAAAGACAUGCUGUGCCCGGAGUCUGUGAAAAGAAGAGGAUGGGAAGUAUUUAUUGGUUUCUUCACCUAAGAAUUGAAAGGAACUGGACUGGCAUUGUCUAGUGCUUGAGCAUAUAAAUCCAAAACCCUAGAUGUUAUAAGACUUUCUCAACCAGUGUAAAAGAAAUAGAAGGUAGAUAAAGCAGCAAGUAGUCUGCAUUUAAUCAUCACCAGAUUGUGAAAAAAAAAAUAUGUUGGCAACAUUCUCUACGUUAUUCUUAUUCAUUUGAUCUUAUACCUUAAUGUGAAACCUGAAUAACAGAUUAAGCAGACACUAUUAGAGAUUAUUGUUAGAAAUUGUGGUGUUGAACAAAAUUUAAAGUCAACCAUAGCAACAAGCAAGAAAGCAAUGUAAUGAGUUCAAGGAUGUCUCUAUGUAUUUCUUUGUAUUGAUCAUGAGUUGGAGUCAAGUUGUAAUUAUAAGUCCUAUUUUGUUUCAUG